Fukomys damarensis (Damara mole-rat) is the source of this 1513-nucleotide messenger RNA. Its product is annotated as COBW domain-containing protein 1. The coding region runs from base 207 to 779 and encodes 190 amino acids. Gene Ontology annotation, cellular component: cytoplasm. The transcript is spliced from 5 exons. NCBI's taxonomy places the organism in Eukaryota, Metazoa, Chordata, Mammalia, Rodentia, Bathyergidae. The record is from RefSeq and is a predicted model, not a curated record.
CGCCGGAUCCCCUGCGGGAGUGGCUAAGGGGCGGGUCUGUCCGCAACUGGAGCACUGGUAACGCGGCCAGAUCGGGAGGAGCCACGCGUCGCGAUGUGAUGACGUCAGGCCACGGGCCGAGCUUGGCGAGUUUGACGUGCGCUGCAGCGUGUGGGCGUUUUGGUCCCAGCUCUUGAGCUGAGGCUGAGAUUUCCUUCAAACCCGGAAUGUUACCGCCUGUUGUAACUGGAGAUGAGGAUGAGGAAGAGGAACCAGCCGAGGAGGAUUGUCCUGAAUUGGUUCCCAUUGAGACGAAGCAAAGACAGGAAGAGGAAAAGCUUGGCCCCGGCGCCAAGAUCCCAGUCACCAUCAUCACCGGGUAUUUAGGUGCUGGAAAGACAACACUACUGAACUACAUUUUAACUGAGCAACACAGUAAAAGAAUAGCAGUUAUUUUAAAUGAAUUUGGUGAAGGAAGUGCACUAGAAAAAUCCUUAGCUGUAAGUCAAGGUGGAGAGCUCUCUGAAGCAUGGCUGGAACUUGGAAAUGGUUGCCUCUGCUGUUCAGUGAAGGAUAGUGGCCUUAGGGCUAUUGAGAAUUUGAUGCAGAAGAAGGGGAAAUUUGAUUACAUUCUGUUAGAGACCACUGGAUUAGCUGAUCCUGGAAGAGGAGGCACUGCCAUCCCAGGUUCCCGAGUGACCACGUGGAACGAAGGUAUUACUGGCCUUCUACUCACCACCCACACACUCUGGACUGCUAAGAAACAAAACAGCGUUUGCUCAGCAUGUGCAAGAUGCUGAACUCAGUUUCCAGCACUGCAAAAAACAACAAAAGACAGAAACUUCUUGUCCUUUAAGUCAGUGGUUUUUCACAAUGUGUCCCCUGGCCGGUUUCCACAUCAUCAAUGAAAUUAAAUGUUUUGGGCUCCACUCAAGACUCACCUAGUCAGAAACAUCAGGGCAGGGUACAUUAUCCGUGUUUACCCAGGUCUCCCACAUGAUUCUGAUACACAUUUAACUCUGAGAACCACUGGAUUUGGGAGUCUACUUGUUUUAGCAGUUAACCUGCCUCUACUCCAUGACUAUUAAUAUUUAUUCUGAGAUACAUGUUUCCUUCAAUAUAGAACAGUUAUGGGUAAAGACUGGCUUUGCUACUGUUGUCUUCCUCUGAGAAUCACAGAAUGAUUAAAUAUUAAAACACUCAUAGAGAAGUCUUCGGCCUCUGGAUUUUUUUUUUUUUUUUAAUGAAGAAUGCUUUAUAGUUGGUGAGGUCUUCACACUGUGAUCAAUUUAGAUCUCUGAUGCCUGCAUUUACUAUGAGCCUAUUUUGCCUCAGUGCAAAAAACUUUGAAAUUGAGGGGACAUCAUAUACACAUCCCAGCUGGUUAAAAAUUGAUUUAAAUUAUUUACGUAUAACCCCAUGUGUCAUCUAUUUUGUUUUCUUUCUCUAUCCCUACCAGGUCAUCACCCCCAGACCUUUUCCUUAAAAUUUUCUCAAGCAGCAUAAAUUACUAAUACUUCCAAAUUAUUUCCUC